GCCUUUCUCCCAGACUGACUGGCUCGGUUGGCAGCGCGAAACACGCGGUCCGACAUGGCUCCCGUCGGCUGCAGCCUCUCUUCGGACGACAACUUUGCUCUCCAUCCAAACCCAGCAGCGACGACGGUGGCUUGCAGUAGCAGCGGUUGUCUCCCUGCAAAGAUCCCUCUUCUCUUCCCGUGUCUCUGUCUCUGUCUCUGUCUCUGGCUGCAAGGUACGGCAGAAACUACCCUGGGUUAUUCAGGUAGGUUGUUUGGAUGUGCCCCUGGCCAAAUACCUCAUACCUCCGAGAAAGGGCUGUUCGUCCCAUGUUUUGCCCCCUCGGCCCCUUCGUGUUGUGCGCCCGUGCGCCCCUCUGUUCAAGAACCGAGAAAUGCGACUGCGAGCCAGCCGCCAUGGCACUGCAGCCCUUCUCAGUUGUAGGUACGAAACAGUACAGUACUCCACAAAAGAAAUAAGCUGGUAAUGUCACUCACUGUCCCUGCCCCUGCAUUCACUACUCUGCUCCCAAGCCAAAAGUGAAGUCCAAGCCCAUAUGCAGCCCAGCUGCCCAGCUGCAGCCCUUAGCGCCUUCUGCACAGGAGGAAGUCAAUAUCAAGUCAGGCUCAGGCCAAAAUAGUGCGCCCGCCCUGCUAGGCCAUGCCGCUGCCGCCCUCACCCUCACCUUCACCCGCCCGCCUGCCCGCCCGCCCUCAAUGAUAAUAUAAGGUCACCCUCCCUUCCUAUUCUGCUUCAACUUCUCCUUUCUUGGCUUCCCACCGCGAUUUCGUUCGAUCUUCCUCUACCGCACCGCACUCGACGUGUUCCGAUUCUCUGUACUUUCGUACUUCACACUCCUUGAUUCAGUUCGGUCCGCUUGACUGACCAGCCGCCAUUCCUUUGUCUGUUGAUACGGACUAUUUCCAUUCCUUCAACGCAAAAAUUUGAGUCAAAGAACUCCACACCACGCCAACACGUUUCCCAAUCAUUACUCGUUGAAUCAUUUCAGCUUAGACAGCUACACUCAGACAGUCCAGUCAUUCCAACCGGCAGCAGCGACCACUUAGUAUUCCUGGCGAUACUCUCCCUUCGAUCUCGACCUUCUUCUUCUCCGUACAAAUACCUUCCAAGGAUUUCUCCAUUGUCCUGCAACCAUGCAAUUCUCAAAGGCUGCUCUCCUGGCCCUUUGUGCCGCGUCUGCUUCGGCAUACUCUGCCAACAAGCGUACCUUUGCUGUCAACCAUUUCUAUGGCAAGGGUCCUCUGGUCAUGGGCCGCAUGGACCCCAUUGUCAAUCCUGGUGUUGCGUCUGGACAUGUUCACGCAAUCCAAGGUGGUAACGCGUUCGCCCUGACCAUGACCGACGAUCAGGCUCUCAAAUCUACCUGCACCUCUUCCCGCGUCAAGAAUGACAAGAGCAAUUACUGGACUCCAGCUUUGUACUUUCAAGACCCAAAGACCGGCAAGCUCGAGCCCGUCGAAAUGUUCUACAUGAAUGUUUACUACUUCUUCGAUGCUACCACUGAUAAGAUUGAGGCAUUCCCUGAGGGACUUCGAAUUUUCACUGGAAACCCAAGUCUUCGUACACCUCCUGCCACUGGUGGAGAGCAGAUCACCGACCACUCUGAUGGUGCUAUCCAACCAAUCCAAUGGACCUGCCCUCGCUCCAACGACAAUGCUCCUCUCUACCCAACCAACUCCAAUGGUCGCAGCGGUGUUGGUAUUCAAGACCCAGGUAAUGGAGGAUCGGGUACCGGUUUCCCAGACAAGAACUGCGAUGGUUAUGCUUCUCCUCUUCGCGCCGAUAUCCACCUUCCUUCUUGCUACAACCCAGCCAAGGGCGUCCAGAACUACAAGGAGAACAUGGAUUACCCUACCAAUGGCAAAUGCCCAGCCGGAUGGAAGCACGUCCCACACAUGUUCUAUGAAGUCUACUGGAACACUCCCAAGUUCCAAGACCGCUGGACUCCAGGGCAAGGCAAGCAACCAUUUGUUCUCUCCAAUGGUGACCCUACAGGAUACAGUCUCCACGCUGAUUUCAUCAAUGGCUGGGAACCAGAGACGCUGCAGCAGAUCAUUGAUAACUGUGAUGCUGGAAGCUCUGGCAUGGAUAAAUGCCCUGGUCUCAUCGGUGGACUGAACGAUCCCUCAACAUCUUGCAACAUUGAGAGCGCUAUCGAUGAGGUUAUUGAUGGUGUUUUGGACAAGCUUCCCGGAAACAACCCAAUUGGUCAAUGGGGUACGGAUGCUGCGCCUGCUCCGGCUCCAGCCCCUGCACCUGUCGCAACUCCAAUCGCUUCUCCUCCAGUUGUUUCUGCCCCAGAUUCCAACCCUGAGGUAACUGCGCCAACCCAAGAGGCUACCUCAAAGGACGCUGCGCAACCCGUCGUUACACCAAAGCCAACCAAGAUUGUUGCUCCCGCUGCCUCACCGCCUGCCGAAGUUUAUACAAUCUCGCCUGCUCCAUCAGCGGCCUCAGCUCCAGAUGUUGGUGGAUCUAAUACUAUGAUCACAAGUUACGUUACAGUCAGCGAUGUACUUUGGACUACGGUUACUGCUCCUGGUCCGGCCGCUACUGAUUCUUCACCUGUCGCUGCUGGCUGGUCUUACUCCGGCUGCUUUGGUGAUACCAGAGAUCGUGUCAUGACCGGCAUCAAGCUGGCGAAUAUUGGCAACCAUGAAGUCACCAACACAAAGUGCGUUGCCUACUGUGACAGCAGGGGCUUCAGCAUGGCUGGCACUGAGUACGGUGGACAAUGCUUCUGCGCCAAUGCUCUGACUCCAAGCACGCCUGUUGAGGAAAGCAAAUGCGACAUGCCUUGUGAGGGUGACGAGAGCCAAACAUGUGGUGGAGGCAUGGCUCUUAGCGUGUACGCAAAGGGCGGUUCCAAGAAGCGCGACAGACAUCUCCGCCGCCAUCUCCACCACCACUCUUAAAUCUCACUCGAAUCUCCCUACCUUGGACACCAUACUCUACGCUCUAUUUUUUGCCGAGCCAGAACCCAUGGAUACACCAGAAACACGAAGGAAACCUAUACGCUACGUUCAAUCAACAAAUUUUUUUACUUCUAUACAGCUAUGCUGUUUUGGCGCAAGCCUAUAUUCUCAAAACAAAAGGGAAAUCAUUUACGGAUGUUUUUACCACAGGGGAUGUUUAAGGCUUGCUGGACAUUGACUUCUCCAUUCUCUCGUUCUCACUUCAAUUCACUUCACUUCAAUUUUCGCCUCGACUUGGUCUUUUUUUGUAUGUAUUUUAGGACUCACUCACUCGCAUGGGUCGAUUUGGGGUCGCAUGGGAUAGAUAGACAUGGGAUGGCGGGCAGCGGGCGAAAGCAAGAAUGGAUGGAUAUCUCACAUGAGAAUGGAGAAAAUGGAGAACUAGAAAUUUCUUCUUGCAAAAGGCAAUUCUUUUGCCGUUACGAUCGUUAUGACUGAGGAAUGAAAUGAAAUGAAUAUGAUGAAAAU
This is a messenger RNA of Cadophora gregata, 3443 nucleotides long. RefSeq lists its product as uncharacterized. NCBI's taxonomy places the organism in Eukaryota, Fungi, Ascomycota, Leotiomycetes, Helotiales, Ploettnerulaceae. The transcript has 2 exons. The coding region runs from base 1134 to 2915 and encodes 593 amino acids. The record is from RefSeq and is a predicted model, not a curated record.